GAAACAGUUUCAUCGAUCAAUCAAAUCAGACAACCAUCAACAAGAUUUCUUUAGCAAUUUUUAAACCAAAACCAAAACGUAUAAAUAUAAAACCAAAACUCGACACAAAAUAAACACAAACCAACAAGAUGAGUGAACGUAUGCUACAAGACGACUUCACAUUAGUUCGUUAUGAAAACCCAGUUUUACUUACAAGACAUGCCGAACCUGAAAAGAGUGGAGAUGCUAGUGCAGGUGAUGCAAAACCAAAAACAGCCGCACCAACGGCAGAUGUUCGUCGUGAAACCGAAGAAGUUCUUAACACAAUUCUCCCACCGAAAGAAUGGGAAGAAGGCGGUCAAGUAUGGCGUCAACAAGUUUCAACAAUCCCCGCGACUCGUUUAGAUGUUGUAAACCUCCAAGAACAACUCGAUAUGAAACUACAACAACGCCAAGCUCGCGAAACGGGAAUUUGUCCGAUUCGAAGAGAACUUUAUACUCAAUGUUUCGAUGAAAUUAUUCGACAAGUAACGAUAAACUGCGCAGAAAGGGGAUUGUUAUUGUUAAGAAUUCGCGAUGAAAUGCGAAUGACGAUCGAAGCUUAUCAAGCUUUAUAUUGUAGUAGUAUUGCUUUUGGAAUGAGGAAAGCUUUGCAAUCCGAACAAGGGAAAUCCGAUUUGGAACAUGACGUCGAUAUUUUAAAAUUAGAAAAAGUCGAUUUGGAGAAGCAGUUGACCGAUUUAAGACAAAGAGCCGAACAAGCUGAUCGAAGAUCGGCUGAAUUAAGAGCGGCCGAAGAAAAGAAACAUGCCGAGGAAAUUGGUUUUUUGAAAAAGACAAAUCAACAAUUAAAGGCUCAAUUAGAAGGAAUUAUUGCUCCAAAGAAGUAAUAGGAUUAAUGAUUAUUAGGCGUGAUAAUAAUAAAAGGAAACGAUAUUAUUAUUAUUUCUUUUAUACAAUAAAUGUUGAUGUAUAUUUAU
Molecule: messenger RNA, 959 nt
Organism: Onthophagus taurus
Lineage: Eukaryota; Metazoa; Arthropoda; Insecta; Coleoptera; Scarabaeidae
Gene: Dnali1
Product: Putative inner dynein arm light chain, axonemal Dnali1
Cellular component (GO): ciliary base; axoneme
Molecular function (GO): dynein heavy chain binding
Source: RefSeq, a predicted model, not a curated record